AAGCCCACAACGGGCACCAUGAAGAAGUUCUUUACCUCCUUGAGGAAGGAGGGCGAGGGAAAGUCGCCCUCCAAGGGCAGCGGCAAGUCGCCCUCCAAGGGCAGCCUGUGGAAGGCUGUGGUGGCCCACAGGGACGAGAUUCCUGAGAAGGCCUACACGGAGACCUGUUAUGAGAUCGAUGCGAGAGAGCUAACCGAGUUCCACUGUGCUGUUUGCUUUGAGGAGGCAUCUAAAGUUGAGAACAUCCUGAGGGAAGAUCCAUCAUGGUUGGACAGCAGAGAUUGGUACCGCAGGACUGCUCUACAUUUGGCCUGUGCCACGGGCCGGGCAGAAGUGGUGACACUCCUCAUCAAGAGAAAGUGCAAACUUAACUUGUCUGACAACAAAAAGAGGACAGCUCUGAUGAAGGCCGUCCAGUGCCAGGAGGAGGAGUGUGUAACCAUACUGCUGAAGGCUCUGGCUGAGGUAGAUCGUCAGGAUGCCUAUGGCAACACUGCUCUUCACUAUGCUGUUUCUCAGCAGAAUGUAUCAAUAGCAAAACAACUGCUCUCAUGUGGUGCAUUUAUUGAUCGCCGAAACAAGAGUCACCUCACACCACUUUUACUUGCUGUAAGUCGAAAAGAAGAGGAAAUGGUGAAGUUUUUACUAGCAUUUGGAGCAAACAUAAAUGCAGUUGAUAAGUUGAAAAGAAAUGCUUUCAUGCUGGCGAAAGAGUCUCAGUCAACACGUGUACUCAGUCUUCUUCAGGACCAUGUUGAUAGGAUGGCCUUAGGACAGAAUCUAGAUGACACUUUUGCUAUUGGUUUCAAUAGAAAUAGAAUUCCCCAACAAAUUUCACAAGAUAAAGAAGAAAAGAUUCUGGAAAAUCCUUCUCAAAUUAGCAAUCCAGUAGUGGAUGAGAUUACUGAAGACCCCAUGUUCAGGAUUUCCAUCAAACCGGAUAUUUAUGGAAAACCAGAUACUGACUCAUUUUCUGAACACCUCGAUGUUGAUACCAAGAAUGUUCUGCCACCAGGGGUAAUAAAGCAAAUGACUGCUUAUGGGCGACACAUGAAAACUGUACAAGCCAAAUUUACUGUGAGAACAGAAGAUGGAACAAUGUUUGAAGACAGUAUUUUUAAUGAUCCACCUGUGGUUCCAAGCCUUCCCACAGCAUCAGUCGAUGUGCAGGGCUUUCAUGAUCCGUUCCUGCAACCACCUGGCCCUGGUCUGAAAGCUUCCUUCAAGUCUUCAACUAAGCCAGGUAGUACAGAGGAGGAGACAACAAAGCCAGCAGGUUUAAGAGAGGAAAAUGCUAAGAGGUCCUUGUUAACAUCUAGACCAAAGGAAGAGGAAGCGUCGUCACCUGCGGAUUCGGAUUCUGAGAAUGUUGCACAACCGGGAUUGACGAAGCCAAUGGUGUACCUAAAGAUUUUUAAUCUUCAACGUGGAUAA
Messenger RNA from Lemur catta (Ring-tailed lemur), 1434 nucleotides. Its product is annotated as putative ankyrin repeat domain-containing protein 19. The record is from RefSeq and is a predicted model, not a curated record. Gene Ontology annotation, molecular function: protein binding. Bases 19 to 1434 code for a protein of 471 amino acids. NCBI's taxonomy places the organism in Eukaryota, Metazoa, Chordata, Mammalia, Primates, Lemuridae. The transcript has 14 exons.